Salvia hispanica is the source of this 1073-nucleotide messenger RNA. Its product is annotated as WRKY transcription factor 22-like. Lineage: Eukaryota; Viridiplantae; Streptophyta; Magnoliopsida; Lamiales; Lamiaceae. Gene Ontology annotation, biological process: regulation of DNA-templated transcription. Gene Ontology annotation, cellular component: nucleus. Gene Ontology annotation, molecular function: transcription cis-regulatory region binding; DNA-binding transcription factor activity. The record is from RefSeq and is a predicted model, not a curated record.
CACUGCUCUCUCUCCAAUUCCAUAAAUAAAAUAUAGCCCCUGUUUCUCCACCUCUUUAGAAAAACCGUCCAUUAAUUUCCUCUCUCCACUCCUCAAAAAGUCAGCCCUGCUACAAAAAAUGGAGGAUGACUGGGACCUUCACGCCGUGGUCAGAAGCUGCUCGACCUCCCAAAACCCCACCAGCUUUACUAUGUCCAAAGAUCCUUUUGAAGGAGGCACUAGGGUGGAAGAAGAUUUGCAUCGGCUAAUUUGGAAACAGCAAAUUCCACCGAUUUCUCCCCUCUCUGUUUUGCAACAACUAUCAUCGUCUCACCAGAUUCUACAGCAGCCUCAGCCCAAGCCCAAGCACGAAAUCUCCCCCAAAAAACAACACCUUUUUUCCAAACGCAGCACCACAAGGUCCAAAAAAAGGAAACAUCAGUCGAAGAAGGUGUGCCAUGUCCCGGCAGAGAGCGUGUCUUCCGACGUAUGGUCAUGGCGAAAAUACGGCCAAAAGCCAAUCAAGGGAUCCCCAUAUCCAAGGGGUUAUUACAAAUGCAGCACAUUAAAAGGGUGUAUGGCAAGAAAGCAAGUGGAGCGGAACAAAUCCGACCCGGGAAAAUUCAUCAUCACCUACACCGGCGACCACACCCACCCCGUCCCCACCCACCGGAAUUCCCUCGCCGGCAGCACCCGCCCCAAGGCCGACUCUAAGAAGCCGGAGGAAUCUGAGGUGGACAUCGAUGACCACGAUUUGGGCCCUGCGGAGGGGUAAUGAAUCGAAUCGAAUCGAUGCUUUUCUUCUCCUUCACUUUUCUUUACGUUUUGUAGCCACCCGACAAGUUUUUUUGUCCGUUGAGACUUGAAGCUAGUACAGAAUCUAGAAAUCACGGAACUUUUUUUAUCUUUACUUCUUCUUUUUUUUCUUCUAGGGAAUAGAGUUAAAUUUGGCGAUGAUAAAGAGAAAGGGGAGUAGACAAUCUAGAGAUGUCUAUGAGAUGUUGGUUGUAUAUUUGUGGUACUUGAUGUACAGUAUAUUUAUCUCUUCCAUUUCUUAUUUGUUUAUAUAUACGAGUAUGGAGUAUUUUUCAUGA